UCUCGAUGCAGAAGUGUCAAACCUGCUACGUGCGAAACUACACAUGAUUACUUUAAAUUUGGGUGUGAUUCGUUAAUCUCGGUUAUUGUUUUCUGUUAAACUUGCAGACAUGUCAUCGAUUGCUUUGUGCACGUUAAAACGUACGGUACGGUCCCCUGUUAAACUUUUCCACGUUUCCACCGCCAAAGGUGUUCAACCUGGUAUGGUUGAUUUUCACUCUGUAGUAUCUAGUAACCCUUCUUUCCGUAAAUGCGGCUUUCUACCGGGUUUGAAGUGGUCUUUCAGAGCAACCGGAAUAAGACAGAUGACUCAUGGAGCAUCAGGAAGGAUUCAAAACGAGCCGUUUAGGAAAAGUUUCUAUUUAGUUGCUGGAGCCGCAGCAGUAGCAGGUAUCGUAACUGGGAUAAGUCACUUCCAGCGGGCUGAAAUGGCAACCAAGAUACCUAGGGUGGAAGAAAGAGAAGGAGGUGAUAUUGCCGAGAGAUGCAAGUCGUUCAUGUCUCCACCGGUCACCGACAUCCAAGUAUUGCAACAAAGGAAAGGAGAAAUGUCUACUAGGAUGGAAAUGCUGAUUAUGGAAACACAGGCUGAAUUCUGUAAAGCUCUCGAGGAGGUGGACGGUGGCAAGUUCAGAGUGGACAGGUGGCAACGUAAGGAAGGUGGCGGUGGGAUCAGCUGUGUCAUGCAGGAUGGGAAGGUGUUUGAGAAGGCCGGCGUGAACGUCUCUGUGGUCUAUGGGAAUCUCACGGAGGAGGCUGCGAGGCAGAUGCGCAGCCGUGGAAAAGUGCUGAAAGGGAAAGACGGAAAGCUGCCAUUCCGUGCCAUGGGUGUGAGCUCGGUCAUCCACCCCAAAAACCCCCACAUUCCCACUGUGCACUUCAACUACAGAUACUUUGAAAUUGAAGAAGCUGAUGGGACGAAGCAGUGGUGGUUUGGAGGAGGUACAGAUCUCACUCCCAUUUACAUUAACCUGGAAGAUGGUUCCCACUUCCACAAUGUACUGAAGGAGGCAUGUGACAAACACAAUCCCCAAUACUAUCCUGACUUCAAGAAGUGGUGUGACCGGUAUUUCUAUAUCCGUCACCGCGGGGAGACGCGAGGCAUUGGUGGGAUCUUCUUUGAUGAUCUGGACUCACCCAGCCAGGAGGAAGUCUUUUCAUUUGUCAAGAGCUGUGCAAAAACUGUGGUGCCUUGCUAUCUGCCCAUUGUGCGUAAACAUCUCAAUGAUAGCUUCAGUCCUGAGGAGAAGGACUGGCAGCAAGUCAGACGUGGCAGGUAUGUGGAGUUUAACCUGGUCUAUGACAGGGGUGUGAAGUUUGGUCUGGCCACCCCAGGCUCCAGGGUCGAGAGUAUCCUCAUGUCCCUCCCCCUUACAGCAAGGUGGGAGUACAUGCAUGAGCCAGCCAAAGGCUCUAAGGAGUCAGAGAUGCUGGAGGUACUUCGCAGCCCCAGGGAGUGGGUCUGAGAGAGCGCAAAUCGAAUUCUCCUUUAAUUUCAGACACACCCGUCCCGCCCGCUUUCUCAACGUGGUCACGUGACUUCUCUUGAGAUAUCCCAUUUUGAUUGGAGCAGGCGAUACAGACUUACUGUCUACUUGAUCUUAUUUGUUGACUCACUGCAAACCUGUCACUGCAUUCAAUGACUAACCCAUUAUGAACUUGCAGUGGUUUCGCCACUGAAUGAUUGAACUCACCCAGAUGACCACGUAUGCUCUUUUGGGAGGAACAUUAACAACAGGUUUCUCUGUUUCUGCUUGCUUGUGUGUGUGUGUCUGGUUGUGUCUAUGUAGCUUGCUUUGCUUUUCGCUUCUUUUUAUACCAUGGAGUCUUAUGGACAAUGUCAGUUCCGUGUGUGACGUUGGUAAGGGUAGCCUAAACACGACGAACCAUGCUGAGCUGCCCACGUCAGCGGCGCUGUGUUAACGUCGUUAUUUUGGCUGUAUCAAAGAACUGUUUAUUGCUCAUCGUGCGGUCAGGAUUUGUACCGCUGUCAUUCAGAUCACAGGACUGCAUGGUUUUUAAUGAUAAUGGUCUAUUUUUUUUUAAAGAAAAAGAAAAACUCAGAGGGUGAGAAAUGAAACAUAAAUCAAGGUGUUUGUUUUUUGCUUUUUAUGUGAAAUCAAAAAUAAAUAAAACGUCUU
Messenger RNA from Chanos chanos (milkfish), 2140 nucleotides. RefSeq names its product coproporphyrinogen oxidase (gene cpox). Bases 110 to 1465 code for a protein of 451 amino acids. Lineage: Eukaryota; Metazoa; Chordata; Actinopteri; Gonorynchiformes; Chanidae. The transcript is spliced from 7 exons. Gene Ontology annotation, molecular function: coproporphyrinogen oxidase activity. Gene Ontology annotation, cellular component: cytoplasm. The record is from RefSeq and is a predicted model, not a curated record.